Molecule: messenger RNA, 2511 nt
Organism: Actinia tenebrosa (Australian red waratah sea anemone)
Lineage: Eukaryota; Metazoa; Cnidaria; Anthozoa; Actiniaria; Actiniidae
Product: mevalonate kinase
Biological process (GO): isoprenoid biosynthetic process; cholesterol biosynthetic process; isopentenyl diphosphate biosynthetic process, mevalonate pathway
Cellular component (GO): cytosol; cytoplasm
Molecular function (GO): mevalonate kinase activity; ATP binding
Source: RefSeq, a predicted model, not a curated record
AGCACAAGGACUGAGGCUAGUUUUUCAGUUGUUUUAUAUUUGAGGUGGGGUCCCUGUGACCAGAUCCCAGUCUAUCCCGUCCACCCCUUGACUUGCGAAUCGAUCCUUGACCAAAGUAAACGGAUAGACUAGGAGGUUGAAGCAGUCUUAUAAUCUUUUUCCCUUUAUUUUGCUUCUUUCUGAUGAAAGCUAACCAUGUAGUUGUAAGUGCACCAGGAAAAGUCAUUCUUUAUGGAGAACAUGCUGUCGUGUAUGGGAAGCCUGCCAUAGCAGCAAGCAUAGGACUUAGGACAACAGUUACAAUCAGCCAUUCUCAGAACCAAAGUAUUUCUSUACAUCUACAAAAACUAAACAAAAAAUUAGAAUGGAGUGUGGAAGAACUUCAAAAAUCUUUCCCGGAGAAAAUCUUCAGUUACAAUAGGAAGGAUAACAAACCUAUCCCUUGUGACCAAAGCUGUAUGGAUGCUAUUAAUCAACUGAUUGAAAAGCAUUAUAAGCUGGAGUUGGAAUCAGUAAAAGAUGCUGCAAAGGUUUUUUUGUACUAUGUGACUAGCUUUAUGCACAAGAACAAGAGGUUUCUAGCAGUAGAUGUGGAUGUGUCAUCCAAUCUUCCAAUUGGAGCAGGACUUGGUUCAUCUGCCUCAUACAGCAUAAGUCUCGUCACCUCUAUGCUCCUCGCAAUUGGCUCAAUCUCCUUCUCUUCUCAAACCAAAAAUAACAGUAAAACUUACCAGAAACAAGAACAGGAUAAAGAGGAAGGUGGCUAUCCACCUGAAAGUAAGAGGGCAAGACUAGAAACCUCCAAUGAAUAUGUUUUAUUACCAGAAUCCUUAAGAUUAGUGUGUGACUGGGCAUUUGAAGCUGAAAAAUUAAUACAUGGAUCACCCUCUGGUAUAGAUAAUUCCAUUGGCACAUUUGGUGGAGCCCUUCAAUUUCUAAAUGGAGAGAUAACCCAUCUUGAAAGCUUUCCAACAUUACAGAUUUUGCUAGUGGACACCAAAAUUCCAAGARGCACUGGAAAGAUGGUUUCUGGCUUAAAAGAAAGGUAUAAAGAGUUUCCCUCGAUCUAUGCACCGUUAUUCGAUGCAGUUGGUGGUAUUACAACUGAAGGGCUAAAGAUCCUAAGGACAUUACAUUACCAACAACAAUAUAUGUCAAGUCAGAGUUCUGACAGGAAAUUCAGCUUUCAUAAACUUGAGACAUUGAUUGACAUGAAUCAACAACUGUUAGCUGUUAUGGGUGUCAGUCAUCAGACCCUGGAUCGGCUGUGUCAGGUUACUGCCAAGUUCAAUCUACAUUCUAAGUUAACCGGUGCUGGUGGAGGAGGUUGUGCUAUCACUUUGAUUAGUGAAGGAACAACUGACGAUGAUGUGUYCAAGUUGUGCGAGAUCCUAACAAAAGAAGAAGGCUUCAAAGUUUGGAGAACAACGUUAGGAAGCCAUGGAUUACUAGUACACGAGUGCGUUAGUUCUCUUAGUUCACAAGAAUAAUCGAGCUAUGAAGUGAUUGGUAAAAUUUAUUGGUAAAAUGCUCAAAUGCACUUCAGUGUUCAAAGGGAAAACUUUGGGGUUUCUCUUUUGAGUGAUGGUGUCRGUUGUUUUGAGGUUUGGGUGUGGGGGUGUUUUGAGUUUGAGGGCCUAGGUUUUGCCUCGGUUCUACUUGAGGUUAUUGCCGAUCUCAGUUCUCUGUGGCCGCUAGACCUCCACCACUUAUAGGAGUAUGGGUAAGACCACUGUAAAUAGAUUACUAUUUUAAAAAAGGUUGAAGGGGCGAACAGCGAUAAGCUAUAAGUGAUAGGAGAUAGGUCAUUUCAAGAUCCAAGAAUAGCUGGUGUGGUGUAUUUGUGUUUUGUUAUGCAAUCGUCAUAUACAAUUAUAGGUGUCAAUCAAUGCAAAUCUAACAGCUGGAAUGGCUAGUGUUAUUCCUAUUGUAAAGAACACGUGUUAUUGAUGGUUUUCAAUCAUUCCCAAGAGAAUUAAAUUAYAAAAGACAYGGCGGUCAUGUUGGAGGAUAUAACAAAAGAAUUCCAACACUAAAAACGGAUGCGAGGGAGACUAACUUUUAGUCGUCUGUUAUAUUUCCCAAUCAAUUGAGCCCCCCCUCUCCCUUCCUCCAAUUGUCUGUAUAUGAAGCCCUCAAUAUCGAAUGAUUUCACAGGAAAACAAUAUCUCUAGAUGGGCUCAACUGACAAACAUUGUAUUGUAAAUAAUCCUGAAUAUUCGUCCUUUAAAUUGGUCAAUUAUUUCAACACCGAUCUUUACUGCUAGACCCUCUCAUGGAAAUAUAUGGACAUGACAUCGUUAUUUUGUGAUUCACAAAACAAAAUAUAUACCAGAAAAACUACAAACAAGGACCAAAAAACAAUAGAAGGAAAGAUGAUUUCGAAUAUUUUGGCUGACUGAUUAACAACAAUGAGUUUAGGUGUUGAAUGACCCCCAGCUUAGAAUAAUGAUCUUCUAACGCGUAUCAUUGAUUAUCACUGUCUUCGUCAAUAAAAACUUGUAGCCCCUA